UGAACAUUAUAUCCUGAAGCAUUAUAGUGUGCUGCGCGCGGAUACUUGUCAAUUAUUUUUUAUUUUGUUUUUCUCUGUGUUGGGACGGCAGGACGGGCUGCAAGGGCCGAAACUUUUGAAGAUGAGUAUUGAAUGUGGCAUGCUUGUCAUUGAAGGUACAUGCACCCCAGGCCCAGUCUGUGUCUGCUAAGCAUGGUGGCCUGUAGCAUGCGCCUAUGGGCUAUGAUGUACAUAUGUUGCUUGGCGCUGCAUGCGAUUUCAUCACCGUCAGAUCGGAAACACUUCUGAAACCGCUUGUCUCAUUCUUUUGUCCUUUACCUGUCUGCUACCCAUAUCAUACCUUUCUACCCGGGCAAACAUUUAUUUCUGUCAAAAUACAGCAUGAACAAGAACAGGCGCGUAUAAGAAAUCGACGAGACGGUGAUGACAGUUUCAGAAGUUUCCAUAUAUAAUUGACAAAAAUGGAUGCAGACAAACAACUCAAGACGCUGAAGCAGACCCGUGCAAGGAAGCUGGGAACACUGACUAGGACAAGACGGAGAGCAUUCAUUCUGAUAGAAGCCAAGGGAAGCCGCACUGAGUUGACAAAGAUACUGAAAGAAUUGGACCUGACAUUCGAAGCUGUUCAAGAAGCUCAUGAUAGUUUUGUCGACCAGCUUACACAAGAAGAAGACGUCAAAACGGCAGUAAAGUACAUAGAAGAUGUCGAGAAGCAGUACUCUGAUGCUGUGGAAAGGAUAAGUGAACAUUUGGAGGCGAGAAAGGAUGAAGCACCUUCAGUUGCCUCAGCGGUGGGUCAAGUGGCUGCCAACUCUGCGGUCUCAGAGCGAUCCGAAGUAGCAAAGGCUAGAGAAGCUGAAAUACAAGAACGUAUCAAGGAGAUGGAGUUUUCCCAGAUGAAGAAACAGCUUGAAAUAGAACAACAGGAGCAAGAGCUGAAGCGCAAGCGUAUGCUGCAGGAGGCGGCAGAUGCUCGCUCACGAGCCGCGCUGGAAGCGAGUCUGCAGAAAGCAGCGCUUGACGAUCUGCAAUGGGAACGGAGGAAUGAUUUUCCGGACCUCACCGAGCAAGAUGUUCAUGCGCCAAUGGCUCAUCACGAUCAAGGAAAAGAAGCACUCAUGACAGGAACCGUUCUCGAGCCUGAGGACAAGGCGUCAAGCAGACGCUGUUGCUCGGCAUCCAACAGGAACACACCGAAAGUGACAUUGCCACAGUUCAGUGGCAAUUCACUGGAAUGGCCGCAGUGGUUCGGUUUGUUCUGUGCUCUCGUGGACAGUCGGGACGGACUCUCUGAUACUGAAAAAAUGGUGCAUCUCCAGGCAUCAGUUAUUGGACUGGCAAAGAAGACCAUAGCGGGAUUCAUGUACAGCCCCCACUUGUACCGCGACGCACUCAUGGUGCUGCAGGAGAGGUUUGGUCGUCAAAAGGAUAUCGUCCGUGCUCACCUCAGUACCCUGUUUGGUGCGCCGCGCAUCGGCGUCUCUAGUGCUGCUGCUCUAGAAGAAUUGUACACAAAAGUCAAUUGCACAGUGACAGUUCUCCAGAGUCUUCACUGUGACGGUGAUCUGAUGAGUCACGAAAAUCUGCAACGAAUGGUCGAGAAACUCCCCGCCGAUCUCAGAAGGGAGUGGAGCAGACAUGAGAUUGAGUCGGAACUCAGUUCACCGUCGCUAGCCACGUUCAGCAAGUGGCUUGGGGGACAGGUUAAGAUCGCCUUGAACUGCAUCGAUCCCGUCUCGCAUGUACUUGAACGGAGGACAUCGUCGAAGAGAGCUACUUUGUUGACAAGUACUGACCACACGGCGUGCGUCUGCUGUGACGGAACUCACCACCUGGCGGAUUGCAGCAUAUUCGCCGGCUGGUCUGUGGGAAACAGAGCGCAGUUUGUGGCUGACCGUGGACUGUGCUUUGUAUGCCUGCAGCACGGUCAUCUGAUAAGGACCUGUCGCUGGGCUAAGCCAUGCGGAGAAGAAGGUUGCACCAUGCGUCAUCACGAGCUGUUGCAUGGCAGCAGUCGUGUAUUUCGAAGGCAGUGGCCUGUGGAGGAAGCUCGGCAGCAAGAUCAUGUCGUCAAAAGGCAAACAUCUGCAAAUGACGCUCAAGCACCAACGCAAGUGGAGACUUCUGUUCAUCGCACGGUGGCGACUUCGUUUCCGGUUGACGAGUCCGAGACACUAUUGCAGAUAGUGCCAGUUCGUAUCCACGGCGAGGGCAGCACGUUCGAGGACGUCUUUGCUCUGCUCGACCCUGGGUCGCAGACCUCACUCUGUGCUGCCGAUGUGCUGACAUCCUUGAAUAUCACAGGAACACCGAGUGAUCUUUGUCUCCAGAACGUUGAAGGCAGUGGAAGCCCUCAGAGCUCACAGAAGGUAAAGCUCCUAGUGAGCCCUCGAAGUGGUGAUCAAGUACCGAUAGAAGUGUCCGAGGCCUUCUCAGUUCCCAGACUAAACGUGAAGCCACCGCAGAUAUCAGCUAACCAGAGAUGCAGGUGGGAGCAUACAUUGGACUUGGACAUUCCGGACUACAGGGGAGUGGAGAUCAAACUGCUCUUAGGGGCAAAUGUCAUCGAAGCCGUCAUUCAACAGGAGGUGAGAAUCGGCAGACCUGGUCAACCAGUAGCAGUAAGAACUGCGUUUGGGUGGACAUUGACUGGCACGGUCAAGGGUCUGGUCCCAGGACCACUCCGGCACGUCAUGUUCAUCAGGAAAGCCCCAGUGGAACACGACCUCACGUCUGCGAUCGAAGACUGGUGGAAAACUGAGUCGUUCGGGGUGAAGAUACAUCAGCCUCUAGCAAGGUCUGUUGAGGAAGAUCGCGCUGAGAAGAUCAUGGGAGCAAGCGUCGGCGGGGUUCAAAUGGGUUGGCACUUUCUUUCACUGAUUUGGAUCAGAGGAUUCCCGAAUCUCCGCGAUCCUGUUAGCCACAAAAGUGUGGAAGCGCCGGCUCUCGUUGUUCAGAUACUUCAGGACAACGACGCUGUCACUCCAAAACACAGUCCGAUGUAUCUGGUAAGUCAGUUCCUUCACGAUGGCUUCUGAUAGUCGGGCAGCCAUCACCGCUGCCUGGAGUUCGAGACGGACAAUUGAAAGCUGCUUCAAAGGCGCGACUCGUGUCUUCGCUGCAAUGAAGCCGACGUUGAUCCCGCCAAGCUGCACUGAUCUGAGGAACGCCACCGCUCCAAAGGCCGACUCCGACGCAUCACAGAAUAUAUGCAUCUCGUACCUCCGCUCAUCGUCUUCUAGGUUCGGAUGCAAACAUCUCGGUACCACCACGUCACUCAAACGAGGCAAUUCGGCCACCCAUGCGCGCCAAAUGCGCAUCUCAUGCUCAUUCAGUUGCUCAUCCCAUCCGAGACCCCGCGCCCAGAGUCUCUGCACGAGUAGUUUCGCUUGCAGAGAGUACGGUGCCACAAGACCCAUGGGAUCGAACAGACGGGCAACGAUAGCAACAACGCGCCGCUUCGUGAUGUGCUGCGAGGUUUCCACUUCAACACAUCGAACACCCAGAGUAUCCUCGACCGAAUUCCACGGGCAUCCGAGCACGUUCUCCGUCGGUCCAUCCAUACCCGCUCUCUCUUCCUCUGGGACGUCGAGGACGACUUCCUCCGAAUUGCUUCGCCACUUUGUGAGCCUAAACCCACCUCUCGAUACCAGCUUCGUUACUUCGCUUCUCAGUGCUUUUGCGUCUGCGACUGUCUUCUCUGUUCUCAGUAGGUCGUCCAUGUAGACGUUACGCUGGACGGCCGUCGCUGCCUUUCGGGAAAUGACUGUAUCUUCCUGGUGAUCCAUGGCUGUCUUACACAAGACGUAGUUGGCUGAAGCUGGGCUACACCGAGCUCCGAAAAUCGUCACCGUCAUGUUGUAGGCAUCUGGAGGUUUCGUGAGAUCCAGAUUUCUCCAAAAGAAGCUCAGAGCAGGCUGAUCGUCGGGAAUCACACGGACCUGAUGAUACAUCUUUUCAAUAUCACCAACGAUAGCCACGGCCUCCUCUCGGAAGCGUAACAGUACUCCCGGUAGGCUGAGCAGCAUAUCGGGGCCCACCAAGAGCUCGCUGUUGAGAGACGUGCCUUGGAAGGAGGCAGCAGCAUCGAACACCAGUCUGAGCUUUCCCGGCUUAUGAGGGUUGGUAACUCCAUGAUGGGGCAGAUACCAACUCCCGCUUGCUUCGGAGGAGCUGCUGACAGAGCCAAGCUGGCUCAAAGGUCCUGAUUUUCUGCGUGAAGAGGAGGAUGAGUGGCCAACUCAAAGCGCUGUAGAUAUCCUGAACUCUUCGGAUCCGGAAGUGCGGACCGUCGGUGCUACUAGCGCCAGAAGUGCUUCAGGAGAGUUCCUUCCGGAUCCAGCGAGCUUCUCUUCGUGGUUGAGGUACAAAAGAGUGGUCGCCUGGAUGAUUCGAUUCAUCCGAAAUCUCCAGUUGAGGCGAGAGGCCGGGAACCAGCAGCUCAUGACGGGGCCUCUGUCUGCUGCUGAACUGGAGACGGCGGAAGCGGUCAUCGUGCGUGAAGCACAGAACAGACAUUUCGAACAUGAGAUUCGGAGUCUGAGCGCAGGAAGUCUGGUGCACCGAUCGAGUCGGAUCAGGAACUUGUCGCCGUUCCUCGACAAUGCGGGUAUUCUUCGUGUCGGCGGGCGACUAGGCAACGCCCCUCUACCGUUCGCUAGCCGACAUCCGGCGCUCUUGGCAUCAGAAGACCAAGUGACACAUCUGAUUAUAGCGGACGCUCAUCAGCAAGUGUUCCACUCUGGAAUGGAGCGCACCCUCACGGAAGUCCGACAACACUACUGGCCGUGUCGAGGAAGGUCGCUGGUGAAGCACGUGAUCCACAAGUGCCAACAGUGUAAGCGCAGACGCUGUGGUCCGCGAAUCCCGAGAAUGGCCGACCUUCCAGCCAGUCGGUUCGAUGAAACGCGAGCAUUCAACACUGUCGGGAUAGAUUACUUUGGUCCCAUGGAAGUGAAGAGGCUUCGGAAGAUAGAGAAGCGGUAUGGCGUGUUGUUCACAUGCUGUGCAACAAGGGCUGUGCAUUUAGAACUAGCUCACAGUCUAGACACAGACAGUUUUCUGCUCGCCCUGCGACGAUUCAUCGCUCGUCGCGGCAAGCCAAAGCUGCUACUAUCUGACAACGGGACCAACUUUGUCGGGGGAGAGCGGGAGCUCAGAGAAUCAUUAGCAGAGUUGAACCAAUCGAGGAUCACAGAUGAGCUCAGCCAGAAAGGAAUUGAAUGGAAGUUUCUCCCUCCUGGAGCUCCACAUAUGGGAGGCGUUUGGGAAAGGCUAGUGGGGAGUGUGAAAAGAGCUAUGAAAAUGGUUGUGGGGAACAGUUGCCUCACAGAUGAAGUGCUCCACACUGUGCUCACUGAGGUGGAGUCGAUGCUGAACGGUCGGCCCCUCACAUAUAUCAGCAUCGAUGGACGGGAUCUAGAUCCGCUGACACCUAACCACUUGCUUCUGGGCUGCGCGAACGCGAACCUGUCUCCAGGGAGAUUUCAAGAUAAGGAAGUCAACAGUCGAAAGC
Amphibalanus amphitrite is the source of this 5515-nucleotide messenger RNA. RefSeq names its product plasminogen receptor (KT)-like. Gene Ontology annotation, biological process: positive regulation of plasminogen activation. Bases 462 to 3038 code for a protein of 858 amino acids. NCBI's taxonomy places the organism in Eukaryota, Metazoa, Arthropoda, Thecostraca, Balanomorpha, Balanidae. Gene Ontology annotation, cellular component: plasma membrane. The transcript has 3 exons. The record is from RefSeq and is a predicted model, not a curated record.